Osmia bicornis bicornis is the source of this 2767-nucleotide messenger RNA. Its product is annotated as laccase-5-like. Gene Ontology annotation, cellular component: plasma membrane. Gene Ontology annotation, molecular function: oxidoreductase activity; copper ion binding. Lineage: Eukaryota; Metazoa; Arthropoda; Insecta; Hymenoptera; Megachilidae. The transcript has 10 exons. The coding region runs from base 1 to 2043 and encodes 680 amino acids. The record is from RefSeq and is a predicted model, not a curated record. Gene Ontology annotation, biological process: iron ion transport.
AUGUUUAAAUUGGAAGCAGAAAGAUGUAUGAUCGAGAGGUUCGUUGCAGGUAAGAAUGUAGGUGCUAACAUAAAAGCCGGUUAUAUUCCCGGAUUCAGUGGUAUGCCAAAUAUUGACGAGCAAAAUUGCAUGAACGAAGAACUAUUUGCUGAUUCCUACUUGUCAAAUCCCCUUGAAUGUGCUCGUACCUGUCAAGAAGGAGAAACGAGGACAUGUUAUUACAAAUUUGUGCUGGAACGUUACCCCAUUAAUGGCGCAGCAUGCAGUCUUUGCACGCCUAACAUCACUAACACACUUUGCGCCAAUUGCCAAUGUAUCCUUGGUGAUGGAGUCGAGCGUAUGGCUCUAACCGUGAACAGAAUGAUACCAGGUCCAAGCGUCCAAGUUUGUCAAGGAGAUUACGUGGUCGUUGACGUUUUGAAUAAUAUCAAUUCAGAAGCAGUGACGAUCCAUUGGCAUGGAAUACAGCAACAGGGUUCUCCACAUCAGGAUGGUGUUCCAAAUCUAACUCAGUGCCCGAUCAUAUACAAAAAUGCAUACAGAUAUCAAUUUUUCGCAAACACUAGCGGUACUCAUUUUUGGCACGCGCACACAGGUGCACAGAAGAUGGACGGUAUUUUCGGCAGCUUCGUGGUACGAGAAACUGAAAAGCAAGACGUCCAUUCGCAUCUUUAUGACUUCGAUUUAGCAAAUCAUGUAAUGCUUGUUAACGAUUGGUUCACGGAGGAAACAACGAGCCGAUUUCCAGGUCGUAAAAUUGGUGUGAAACAACACCUUCCCGAGUCGUUUUUCAUCAAUGGAAAAGGAAGAUAUACGAAUUCAUAUGGUGUUACGACAAACGUUCCAUUGGAAGUGAUCACUGUGGAAGCUGGUCAUCGAUAUCGUUUCCGUUUCAUUAACUCUAUCUGUACUGUUUGUGGAGUACAAUUGACCAUUGAAAAGCACAAGCUUACAGUCAUUAGUAGCGAUGGCCAAUCUGUGGAACCUGUUGUAGUUGACUCCAUCGUUUCGUUUGCUGGUGAACGAUACGAUUUUGUUCUAAAUGCUACUGAAUCAAGUGGUGCCUACUGGAUCCAACUUCGUGGGAUAGGCGAAUGUGAGGACGUUAAAAUUCAACAAUUGGCUAUAUUACAAUAUGUGAGCGGAUCUACCACUCCAGCCUCGAGAGAACCUACUUACGAUUAUCCGCUUCGUAAAGGACUUAUACUGAAUCCAAUGGAUCUCGACUGCAAAAACAAAGUUUGCGUUAGUGACUUGAAGCAUGCGUUAAAAGUCGAUUCAGAUAUUCUGCAAGAAAAGCCGGAUGUGAAACUAGUGAUUCCUAUAGGCGUGGUGAACCAUUCACCUGAAGAAUUUUUCAAACCCAACGAGUACAAAAACUUCUUAGUUGCGAGACCGAAUGUGGUGGUAACGGAAACAUUGAACAAUAUAAGCCUCUCACUUCCUCCUUCACCACCGCUCAGUCAACUGUCAGAUGUUCCCGGAAGUGAAAUCUGCAAUGCCGAUAACAUGCCAACUAAUUGCGGCUCGACAGUUUGUACUUGCACCCACGUUAUUAAGGUUCCUUUACAUUCUGUCGUGGAAAUCGUCGUCGUCGAUGAGUGUAAGAUUGUAAUUGCAGUUCGUGCAGCAGAAGUGUAUCAUCCCUUCCAUAUGCAUGGAUAUGCGUUCCACGUUGUGAGCAUAGGUCAACCAUUAGGUCCUUUUUCGGACAGCACUCGCGCAAUGACUGUCAAGUUAUUUAAUCAACUUGAAGAGUCCAAUCAGGUUAAAAGGAACUUCAAUGCUCCACCUAGCAAAGACACUUUCGCUAUACCCAAUAAUGGAUAUGCCAUACUGAGAUUUAAGGCAGAUAAUCCAGGCUUCUGGAUGUUCCAUUGCCAUCAAAUGUUUCAUAUACUGGUAGGUAUGGAACUCGUUAUACAAGUUGGAGAACCAAAGGACUUCCCAGAGACACCGAAAGAUUUUCCGAAAUGCGGCAAUUACAUACCGAAAGUUGAAGUGCGAAAUCAAAAGAACAACCGAGCCAGACAAUACUUUUAAACCUGCGAAAAAUCAUUAUAUUUUCUAAUAUUUAUCAGAGAUAAAAAUUGGUUCAUUCUACAUUUACAUACAGCUUAAAUAUAUUAAACUCCAAUUGCUAACUCGUGCCCUUUCAUCAUUUCAAUUAAUGGAAAGAAAGAAAAUAAAAUAAAACUUCUCAAUAUAUUCUAAUAUUAUAAUAAAGUUAUAUUAUUGUGCAUACUACAAAAAAUUUUUUUUAACGUCCUGUAUAUUCGACUUUUAUACGUCAGUUAUUAAUUAAUUCAAUGCUAACUUAAUUAACAACUGCGUUAUACUAUUUAUCGUUUUUAUUCUAACUAUAGCCACACGUACAAAUAUGUUAGAAUUUUUACAAUAAAAAGUAGUUAACUCGCAUACGUCGCCAGUUGUAAUUAUUUGAACAUCUGUACACUUUGAUAUAAAUUUAAACAUAAACGAUCAUUAUGAAAUUAUCGAAAAAUUUGAAAUCAGACUUUUUUUCUUGUAUUAUUAUAAAACUAGUAAUUAUAACAGCCUGUUUACAUUGGAAUUUUCGUAUUUAAGGUGAUGCGAGCGUCGAAAACUUUACCGACAGUCCCUAGAAAAAUCCCUAGAUCGUAGAACACACCAUUUUUCGUUCCUGCUGAACAGAUUGCAAAGAAAUUUGAGAGACGUGUUCAGGAGGCCCUAAAGAAUGGCGCUCUGGUCCUUAUUUUACCUAAAUCGUCAAAAAGUUGUAAAAUAU